Molecule: messenger RNA, 723 nt
Organism: Aspergillus tanneri
Lineage: Eukaryota; Fungi; Ascomycota; Eurotiomycetes; Eurotiales; Aspergillaceae
Exons: 12
Coding region: 1-723 (240 amino acids)
Source: RefSeq, a predicted model, not a curated record
AUGCAGAGAAUGCAGCUUUCGCGUGAAGACUUUGACAAUCCAGAGGUCGCUGGGGCGGUGAACCCCACCCCGACUACGGUUACUUCACGGUCCCAUCCCGAACCCAAACCCCACUUGCGCGCCCACACCCGACCCCCGCACACCUGUGACCACCGCGGACAACGAGAAUGCCCCAACUCCUGGUUCAAGACUAUGCGACAUCGCAGUCAAUGGCAACCAAAUGUGUGGCCAGCCCGUCUUCUAGAUUCUCUUCGCCGCCACAUCCGGAACGCCCAUCCCGGUGCCACUCUUAAUCCCUUCCGCACCAACAUUCCCCAGGCUGAGCGCAUUGCGGGCGAAAACGCUUUAAAGCGAUGGAUCCUUAGCAGAGGAUGGAGAACUGCCCGUUACGUGAAGGAGCCUGGUGAGGGUCCUAUGUACAGUAUUAUUCAGGAUUACUGUAACUUCACUCGUGCAGCUGGCGAAGAUAACGACUUUGCUCAGCAGUUUGGGACUGAGUUCCAUCGUCCUAGGCUGGGUAAGCGCAAAUCUCCCCCACUACCCUCUAAGCCACCUACCCCACCGUCUGCCCCCAAGCGCAAGCGUGCUCCACCGAAGAAGGGUCACAAGGCCACCGGUAGCCGGAAGCAGCCGGCGCGCGCCAAGAAGGAUGCUGCCGAGUCGGUGCCGGAGACGCGUAGGGCAUAUGCACGGUUGGUUUUAGAGAUAAAUUAUGGAGUCUAG